AUGAUCCUGCAGAACAAAGAUGAAAACGAGACCCAAUUUUCUAUGAUGAUAAAGCUCAAUUCUUGGCGGUCGUCUUCUUCUUCUUCUUCUUCUGCAUCAUCAUCAUCCGCGGCAGCAGCUUCCAUGGUCAACCCUUUCCGCAGCGGUGGUUGUCUUUAUUCGGAGGUCUUUCUAACAACUGUACUAAUCAUAAUAGCCUGUCUUCUUUCUUGCUUUGUGCCCACAAGCCAUGCUGCCUCACCCUGCAAUCUACUUGACAGAGACGCUUUGUUAUCCUUUUCCAACAAUUUAUCCAUCAUCUCAUCUCCUCCUUUAAAUUGGAAUUCUUCAUCUGAUUGCUGCACUGACUGGGAAGGUGUUGGUUGUGACGUCACGGGCAGGGUAACUAGCCUGAAACUUCCAUCAAGGGGGCUUUCCGGCAUCAUUGCACCGUCCAUAGCUAAUCUCCCUCACCUGUCUGUACUCAUCCUGUCCCGCAAUUCGUUGGCUGGCAUUCUCCCGGAUGGAUUUUUCACCAAUCUUGUUCAGCUGCAGGUCAUUGAUUUGAGCUAUAACCGCCUCGCAGGACACUUUUCUGCAUUAGGGAUGCUUCCAGGAUCAAUCCAGGACGUCGAUUUUUCCAGUAACAACUUCAAUGGGACAAUCGAGAAUGCAUUGUUCGAUCAAGCAUCCAACUUGGCGAGUUUCAAUAUCAGCAACAAUAGCUUCUUUGGGGAAAUUCCAUUUUCCCUGUGCAGCAUUUCGCCUUCCAUCACAGAGCUUGAUUUCUCUGAAAAUCACUUCAACGGCUCAAUUCCAGGAGAUGUUGGGAAUUGUUCCAGUUUGCAGAUACUACGAGCAGGUUUCAAUUCACUUUCAGGUCCUUUGCCACCAGAAAUAUACAGGUUAUCAUCUCUGCAAGAAAUAUCUUUUCCAGGCAACAAGUUGAAUGGUUCAAUUGCUAAUGAUAUUGCCAACUUGAAAAAUCUUACAAAACUUGCCUUUUUUGGCAAUGAGUUGACUGGAAUUAUCCCUCCAGAUAUUGGGAUGCUCUCCAAACUGGAAGAUCUAGAACUUCAUGUAAACAAACUUGGGGGUAAUCUACCCCCUUCCAUCAUAAAUUGCACAGAACUCACCGUGAUUAUCCUCAGGGUCAAUACACUUAUUGGUGAUCUUUCAAAAUUCAAUUUCUCCCAGCUCACAAAACUUACCACUAUUGAUCUUGGCAAUAAUUAUUUCACUGGUGCCCUGCCAGAAACCCUUUUCUCUUGCACAUCUUUGACAGCAAUACGCCUGGCGAGUAAUCAGAUAACUGGAGAGAUUCCAUAUAGCAUACAAAAGCUACAAUCUUUGCAAUUUCUUUCUAUUUCCAACAACAGCCUAACAAAUGUCUCAGGUGCAUUAACGGUUCUGCAAGGCUGCAAAAAUCUGAGUACAUUGAUCCUUUCCAAGAGUUUCAACAAUGAGGCACUGCCGAGCAAUGAGGAUUUGAUUGUUCCGCCAGGGUUUCAAAUUCUGCAGGUGCUUGGCUUGGGUGGUUGCCAGUUCACUGGUGAAGUUCCGCUCUGGCUGCUUAGGCUGCCAAAGCUUGAGGUCAUUGACUUAUCAUAUAACACCAUCACAAGCUCCAUUCCCAGCUGGUUGGGGACUUUGCCUAACCUUUUUUACUUGGAUUUGUCGGUGAAUCAACUCACUGGAACCUUCCCAGUUGAACUUACUCAACUGCAAAGACUAGCCAGACAACAGAAUAAUCAAGUGGAUCAGAGUUACCUGGAGUUGCCUGUCUUUGUUAAGCCUGACAAUGUUUCGAACCUGCAAUACAAUCAGUUGUCUAGCCUUCCCCCGGCUAUAUACCUGAAAUCGAAUCACCUAAGUGGUGAUAUCCCAACCGAGAUCGGCCUUUUGAAGUUCAUACAUGUCCUGGAUCUCAGUGACAACAACUUUACCGGCACCAUCCCGAGCACAAUUUCGAAUCUCACAAACUUGGAAAAGUUGGAUCUGUCAGACAACCAAUUGUCUGGAGAAAUACCAGCUUCACUAGGAAGUCUCCAUUUUUUGUCUUCCUUUAAUGUAGCUAACAACAAUCUUCAAGGCCCUAUACCUACAGGGGGCCAGUUUGAUACCUUCCCAAGUACUAGUUUUGAAGGAAAUAAGGGAUUGUGUGGACUCGUUCUGCAACAGCCUUGCACUAUUCGCCCAAAAAGCACAACUCCUUCAGCCACAAAGAAAAGCCCUAAGAAGAAAAUCAUGAUUGGACUCAUCCUUGGCAUCUGUUUUGGCAUUGGAAUCACUCUAUCUAUGGUGGCCUUUUGGAUACUUUCCAAGAGAAGGGUCAUUCCUAAAAGUGAUCCUGAGAAGGACGAAGAUCUGGAGGCAACAUCCUUCAACUCUACUAUGGAAAUGUCCCCUGAAUUCAGGAAAGACAAGGGCAUUGUCAUUUUGUUCCCAAACAACACAAAUGGCAUCACGGAUCUAACUUUUUCCGAAUUACUCAAAGCCACAGAUGACUUCAACCAGUCAAACAUAAUCGGUUGUGGGGGUUUUGGCUUGGUUUACAAAGCAACAUUAACAAAUGGAAUGCAGCUGGCGAUUAAGAAGCUUACAGGAGACAUGGGACUGAUGGAGAGGGAAUUCAAAGCAGAGGUGGAAGCAUUGUCAACAGCACAGCAUGAAAAUUUGGUUGCUUUACAAGGUUACUGCGUGCAUGAUGGUUUUAGAUUACUGAUCUACACUUACAUGGAGAAUGGUAGUCUGGACUAUUGGUUACAUGAGAAAUCUGAUGGAGCAUCUCAACUAGAUUGGCCUACUCGAUUGAGAAUUGCACAGGAUGCAGGUCGUGGCUUGGCUUACAUGCACCAGAUAUGCGAGCCACAUAUUGUGCAUCGCGAUAUAAAGUCUAGCAACAUCCUGCUUGAUAAGAAGUUUAAAGCACAUGUUGCUGAUUUUGGAUUGUCUAGGUUAAUUCUUCCUUACAGGACACAUGUCACAACUGAACUGGUAGGUACAUUAGGGUACAUUCCACCUGAGUAUAGUCAAUCAUGGAUGGCAACUUUGAGAGGGGAUGUGUACAGCUUUGGAGUUGUCAUGCUUGAGCUACUGACAGGCAAGAGGCCUAUGGAGAUAUUCAAGCCAAAAGUGUCAAGGGAAUUGGUUGCUUGGGUUCAACAAAUGAAAAUCGAAGGCAAACAAGAUGAGAUAUUUGAUCCUCUUUUGAAAGGGAAAGGCUAUGAAGAAGAAAUGGUAAAAGUGCUUGAUAUUGCCUGCAUGUGUGUCAACCAAAACCCUUUCAAGCGACCGGCGAUUACAGAAGUAGUUGAUUGUCUCAAUGAUGUAGCUUCAAACAGAUGUCAGGCAACAACAAAACAAGAAGAGGAACAAUAA
Oldenlandia corymbosa var. corymbosa is the source of this 3360-nucleotide messenger RNA. Lineage: Eukaryota; Viridiplantae; Streptophyta; Magnoliopsida; Gentianales; Rubiaceae. The record is from the annotation of a GenBank genome assembly.